ACUUGUCACCGCCACGCAGUCAACAUGAUGGAAGGAAGGCAAGAAAUAAAAAGACACUCUCCCUCCAAAACAAAACAAAACAAAACCAAACCAAACAAAAAGACAAUUUCCACAACGCUCAAAACACGACUUUCUUCUCCGAUCAUUUUUUGUCUCUCUGUUUUUGUCGAAGAUAUGCCACAAGUGGAUCUUGAAACCCUAGUUUCAGCCUGCGCCGGCGGAGUUUCUUGUGAUAAUAAGAUCGCUUGCGAAACCUUAGCGACCGACAAAGACGAUAAUAACAACCCCGUUAAUCAACGCCCCGAUCAACCUCAGAUUCCGCCCGAUUCGCCUCCCGAAUCUUUUUGCCUCUCUAAAGACGCUGAGUUAGACUGGUUUGAUCGAAACGCCUUCUAUGAACGUAAGGAAUCUCAGAAAGGUAAUUCAAACUCAAACUCAACCUAUCUUAAUCCCAAUCCGAGUUCAACUUCACAGAGAUUUGCCACCACUUUGAAGACCAAACCCUCCAUUAUCGGCCUGCCUAAGCCGCAAAAGACGAUUGUUGAUACUAAAUUGAAGCGGAAUUGUAAACCGGCAAACACCCCUUGGUUUCCAAAACGCUCCGGUUCGACUCUCAAAUCGGAUGCUACGCUCGCCGAGCCGUCUUCUCCCAAGGUUUCUUGCAUGGGAAGAGUUAGAUCCAAGAGGGAUCGCCGUAGAUUGAAGAACCGCCAACGCUCUGCCUCUGAAUCAGGAACUGCUAAAAGCAAACAUGAAAAAAGAGAAAAAACCGGGCUUCUCUCCAAAUUUCGGUCAAUUUUCGGAUCCGGUUUAAAAAAAGGAACGAAGAGUGAAACUAAAUCUGGGGACUUGAGAGAGUCACCAUCAAUGAAUGGCGGGAAAGUCAUGAGUCAUGAUAUAAGGGAGCGUUUACCGCCGGGUGACAAAGACGCGCUGCCGAGGAAGAGUGAAGCGCGUAGGAGCGUGGAUAGCGAACCGGUGGGUUUAGGUGGAAUGAAGCGGUUCACCUCUGGUAGGAGAUCUGAUGCAUGGGCGGAUGACGUGGUGUGACGUGGAUGGUUGGAUUUGUAUUUCGUGUGGAUUAGGGCAAGUGAGAAAGUGGGGUCCAGAUAUUUUCCGGUGGUGAUGGGGUGUCAAUUGGGGCCCGCUUCCAUUUUUAAAUGGUCGUUGCAAUGGAUGAAUGAAAUGAAUAACGGUAAAAACAAGGUAAAUUACAUUUUCCACAAUUUUAUAGUUUUGUUUUCCAAAUUAUCAAGGGUUUGUAAAUAGAAUAGAGAGUCCUCUGUUUUUGUCUUUUUUGGGAAUGACUUGUAAAUUGUGUUGAAAUAAAAUUUUGAGAGAAUAUGGAUGCAUAAAAUGGAUUUUGAA
Mangifera indica (mango) is the source of this 1368-nucleotide messenger RNA. RefSeq lists its product as uncharacterized. The transcript has a single exon. The coding region runs from base 25 to 1050 and encodes 341 amino acids. The record is from RefSeq and is a predicted model, not a curated record. Lineage: Eukaryota; Viridiplantae; Streptophyta; Magnoliopsida; Sapindales; Anacardiaceae.